This is a messenger RNA of Archocentrus centrarchus (flier cichlid), 1877 nucleotides long. RefSeq names its product tripartite motif-containing protein 16-like. The transcript has a single exon. Lineage: Eukaryota; Metazoa; Chordata; Actinopteri; Cichliformes; Cichlidae. Gene Ontology annotation, molecular function: protein binding; zinc ion binding. The record is from RefSeq and is a predicted model, not a curated record. Bases 151 to 1815 code for a protein of 554 amino acids.
CUCAUAAGACAUUAAAAGCUGGGUCUAAGCACCAUGUGAUCAAAUGCAAGCGCUGAAAACACCGUACUCUACCGAUCGGUGUCUAAGGAGGUAAUAAAUGCAGCUUUUAUCUGGAAACAGAAAGUGAAACUUUAUUUGACUGGAGGAGAAAUGGCGCAGCAAGGGAUUCAGCUGGAUCAAGAAAAACUGAGCUGUUCCAUCUGCUUGGAUCUUCUUAAGGAUCCAGUCACCAUCCCCUGUGGGCACAGCUACUGCAUGAGCUGUAUCAGAAACUACUGGGAUGAGAAUGAAAUGCAUAACUGCCCUCAGUGCAGGCAGACUUUCAUACCGAGGCCUGUCCUGGUGAAAAACACCAUUUUAGCUGAGUUAGUGGAGGACUUAAAGAAAGCAGCACUUCCAGCAGCUUCACUGCAUCAUUCCUAUGCUGGACCUGGAGAUGUGGCCUGUGAUUUCUGUUCUGGGAAGAAGCUGAAAGCUUUCAAGUCUUGUCUGGUGUGUAUGGCCUCUUACUGUGAGCUGCACCUUCAGCCUCACUACAACAUAGCUCCUUUAAAGAAACACAACCUCAUCAAAGCCACUUCAAAGCUUCAGGAGAACAUCUGCAAUCUCCACGAUGAGGUGAUGAGGAUUUUCUGUCGCACUGAUCAGCAGUGUAUCUGUUAUCUCUGUUUAAUGGAUGAACACAAAGGCCAUGUCUCAGUGUCAGCUGUAGCAGAGAGAGCUGAGAGGCAGAAAGAACUGGCAGGAAAUCAGCAAAAAAUCCAACAGAGAAUCCAGGACAUAGAGAAAGAUGUGAAGAUACUUCAGGAGGAGGUGGAGACUAUGAAUUGUUCUGCUGAAAAAGCUUUGAAGGAAAGUGAGGAGAUGUUCAAAGACUUGAUCAGACUCGUUCAGAAAAAAAGCUCUGAGGUGACGAAUAUGAUCAAAUCCAAGCAGAAAAGUGAAGAGAGUCGAGUCAGAGAGCUUCAGGAGAAGAUAGAGCAGGAGAUCCAAGAGCUGAGGAGGAGAGACACUGAACUGCAGCAGCUCUCACUGACAGAGGAUCACCUCCAUUUUCUAAACAGCUACUCCUCACUGUCACAUCUGAGUGAAUCUACAAACAUACCCACCACCAACAACCUCACUCUGCAGUACUUCGAGGAUGUGACCGCAGCUGUAUCACAGGCCAGAGAUAACAUGAAGGAUCUUCUGAGUGAUCAAUGGCCAAAAAUGUCACUCUCAGUGAAUAAAGCAGAUGUUUUACUGCCUCAAGGAGAACCCACAACCAGAGAUGAAUUUUUGAAAUAUUCUUGUCAAAUCACUCUGAAUCCAAAUACAGCACACACACGUUUAUCGUUGAGUGAAAAGAACAGAAAAGCAACACUGAUGAGUAGAAACCAGUCAUAUCCAAGUCACGCAGACAGAUUCCAUGAAAGGUGGCAGGUCCUCAGCAGAGAGGGUCUGACUGGAUGUUGUUACUGGGAGGUGAAGAGGAGUGGGGUGGUUGUAGUAGCUGUUGCGUAUAAGGAUAUCAGCCGUAAAGGGACCAGGGAGGAAUGUGGAUUUGGAUUAAAUGGCAAAUCGUGGGCAUUAAAAUGUUCAGACAUUGGUUAUGAAUCCAGUUGUGACAAUAUUUUGACUUCUCUCUCAGGCCCUCAAUCUUCCAAAGUUGGUGUGUAUUUGGACCACAGGGCAGGUAUUCUGUCUUUCUACAGCAUCACUGAGACCAUGACUCUCCUCCACAGAGUCCAGACCAGGUUCACUCAACCUCUCUAUGCUGGAUUUUGGCUUCCACAGCAUGCUGGAGACACUGUUGAAUUGUGUGAAUUCAAGUAGAGAACAAAUAGUCCCAUGUAGUAUUUGUUAAGGUGUUUGUAUCUCCCCUAUCAAAGAUAAAA